AUGGCAGUGGUUGGCACUGUUCCCAAACACGGAGAGGGUGUCCGCCCUCGUCUUGUGUCUCUCGCCCUGGAAUUUCGGGCCCUGGCCGCCCUUAUCGACCACUACCGCUGCAGCCUGCGCGAGGAUGUCCAUCGGGAGUUGGCCUGCAGGGAUACCACCCUCACUUUCGACCAGCUGGUGGACCUGUCCAUUCGGUGGUGCUGGGUUCCCACUCCCAGCACCACCGCUCUGGUGCCUAUGGAGAGGAGGGGCCUUCACAUGCACCAUCUGUGGCCGCAGAGGUCACACUGCCGGUCGGUGCCAGGUUGGUUCAUCUGGGGGUCGAGGCAGCAGGCUGGGCACUCUGGCGUCACCCCAGGUGAGCCUUGUGUACUGGGGUACCAGCCAGUUCUGGCGCCUAGACAUCAGAGUCAGACCGAGGCUCCUGUGGUAGACGACUUGUUCAGGCGCGCGGAGGAGACAUGGCCGGUGAUUGCUGGACACUCCAGGAGUCUCCAGGUUCCUCCGCCUCCUCUGGACAUCGAGGCGAGAACGACCAAGGUCAUGUUUGAUUGGCCCAACAUAACAGUGCCCAGCUCUUCAGAGCAGGGUCUGAAACCAGGAGACGGGGAUCUGCAGAGGUCUACAUGUGUCCUGGGCUUCUUCCCUGUCAUCUAUUAUAGCUCCCUCCUCUGUGUGGGAGUACCAGUAAACAUAUUGACUGCAGUGGCUCUAUCCCGGCUGGCAGCCCGUACUAAGAAGGCUAUGCAUGUGUACCUGCUGGCUCUGACAGGCUCUGACAUCCUCUCCCAGCUCUUCAUUAUCUUCGUGGGCUUUCUGCUAGAAACAGCUGUGUUCCACCGUGAAGUCCCCACCCUCCUCCUGCGCUCAGUUAGCAUGGCAGAGUUUGCUGCCAACCACGCCUCUAUCUGGGCCACCGUACCCCUAACCGUGGACCGCUACGUGGCACUGUGCCAUCCGCUCCUCCACCGCCAGAUCAGCUACCCGGCACGAGCGCGGCGGAUUAUCACCAUCGUCUUUUUCCUGGCGCUGUUGUCAGGCAUACCCUUCUUCUGGUGGUCUGACAUGUGGCGCGUCGCCCGCCCGCCCACCUCCCUGGACUCUGCCCUCAUAUGGACACACGUGAUGAUAAUCUACUUCCUGCCGUGUAGCAUCUUCCUGGUUCUGAACUUGCUGAUCAUUCGCCGGCUGCAGGCGCGGCAGAGACAGGUCCCGUGCCAGGAGGAGCGUGGUGGUAGCGGGGCCCGAGUGGCCCCGCAGCGGCGCCUGGGUAAGAGCACUGCCAUGCUGCUCGCCAUUACCUCCGCGUUCGCCAUCCUUUGGGCCCCCAGGACUAUAGUGGUCAUCUAUCAUCUAUACGUGUCCUCGGUCCACAAGAACUGGCGGGUCCACCUUGCCUAUGACCUGUCUAACAUGCUGGCCAUGCUCAACACUGCAGUCAACUUCUUCCUCUACUGUUUUGUCAGUAAGCCAUUCAGAGCGUCCGUGAGGGAUGUUCUGUUGCUCAGGGGGGGUCCGUUGUACCACCGAAGGAUUAUCCACAACCAGCAGGCCCAAGACAAAGUCUCUACGUCCUUGCUGUCUAGCGGGACAAACGCUCACACCGAGACUACCAACCGCACCCCCCUAACACCCUGCAGGGCUAACGAGACCAUGUGACCCUGACCUUGAUCCUUAAUCCUGAGAUGAGACCCCUCUAAUUGAGACAAACCCCCUCGUCCACCCCAUCUCUCCAUCCCCUCUAUUAUGCCAUUCCUCCAGCCCAUGAACAAUGUGACUUCGACCUUAACUAUGGGACCUCCCUAAUUGAGACAAACCCUGUACCCUCUUCCCUCCUUCUCCUAUUCCAUGCCUCUAUCCGUCCCCUCCAUCCCCCCAUUCCACUGUCCCCCCAACACCCCAUCCCACAGACCAAGUGACCUUGAAGUUUAGACACCCCCUUAAUUGAGACCAAACCCUCCACUCACCCCAUCCCCUCAUCCCACGAACCAUGUGACCUUCACCCUGAGACCCCAGAUCAACCCCCUUUACCCAUCCUCUUAUUGCCCCAUCUCUCUAUCCCUCCAUCCCACCAUCCAUCCCCCUAUCCCACGGUUGCCCUAAGCACUUAUGACCUCUGAACCACAGAGAACCACAGAGUGCAUUCCAGCCAUGUUCCGUGGACAGCUGCCAAUCACCCUUUGAAGUGAACAUUCUCAAAGGGCCUUUUCCUGAACUGUUGUUGGACUCAAAACAAGCAGAAUGUUUUCUGAUUCAACAUGUUAUUUAUUAUGUCCAGCGGGAAUCAGUUUAAAAUGGCACAAAGUAUUUAUUUUUCGUUAGGGGGAAGAUUUGGCUUGUGACAUUACGAGUGCUUGGCUUGACUUUAUGUUACUUUCCAUAUAUGGAAGCUUGUUGUAAUUAUGUGACAUGCUAUUGUUUAUAUUGGUAAAAAGAAUAAUGCCAUAUGGACAUUAUUUGGUCUUAUUGGCUGCAGAUGAACAUGGUGCUUUAGUUAACACAUAGAGAGAAGAGACGCUGUGAAAAGAGAUGAUGCUUUCAUCAUGUGCAUGCUACUUAAAGUGAAUGGCUCAUCUAUCUAUUUACACAUUGAGCAUAGCCUCACCAUUUCCUCUCAGUUGUCUACAGGGGGACAGUUUAGUUCUAUGUGAAUCACUUUACAAUAGAAGGAAAUGCAAAAUGCUCUUCCUUUACAGAACAUAAGUUAAGUAAUAGUAAGAGUGUAUUUUCAUAUAGUGCAUUAUUCUUUACUAUGGAGAGAACACUCCACAUGCCUAUUUGCCCAAAUGACAGUGUGACAGGCUUGCUGAGCAGCACAACUGAACAAAUCAAGCAAACAAAUAGCAUUAAGUACUUCAUUUCAACAGUGAGAGCGAGGAGCAAACCACAGCUGUGGUUAUUUUUCAUGAAAAUGCAAGUGGGUGGAGGUUUAAAUGAAUGCUUGCUGUAAGUGCCUAAAAGCCGCAGCAGGGGAAGAAGACCCUGUUCUACAAACACACUCCCCCUGUGGGCUUCAGCUCAGCUAGCUAAACAAAUCUCACAUCAGACUGACGGACGGCACACAGAAAGUACAUUUUCCAUCUGCUCCUGUGCAUGCCCCUAGAAACAUCAAUAAGGCGAUAAGGACAAAUUCAAAUGACAAUUUUUAAUAUGAGAUAUUUCAUCAAUAAGGCAUGAGACCCCUGUGUUUCAUUGUAAAUAGCACAGGGCUAAAGUGUCCUCCUGAAACAUCCACACUUACUGACAAAUUUGCACUAUCGUGUGUAAAUGGGAUCAACAAGCACUUUGUGACAUUAGUAUUUGUUUGGAGCUGAGUGUUCUCUUCUCUAUACAUGCAUCUAAUUAAUGACUGAUGCAACAGUUGGCAAGUGCAAUCUGUUGGUGUAUUACUUUUUAAUGCAAUUAAUUCAUUUAGCCCCAAGAGUUGAUGAACAAUGUUUAGACUUUGAUCUUGAAAUAACCAUUUAAUCACGCACCUCUGGCUCAUCAAUUAGUCCUCAGUGAAAGGCUUUUAAAUAAGGACAUACUUUUCUGUCCUCCUCAUAGCCAUUGUAUAACUGGUUUGAGAAGACGUGUCAACUACAUAAGAUAGUUCAUUUGUUUGCACUAAUAGGAGCAGGCAGUAAGAGAGAAGGACACAUGUUUGUUGAUUACAUCUCCUGUGUUCCUCUGUAGCUCAGUUGGUAGAGCAUAGUGCUUGUAAUGUCAGAGUAGUGGGUUCAAUUUCUGCAACCACCCAUAGGUGAAAUGUAUGCACUUGUAAGUUGUUUUGGAUAAAACCGACUGCUAAAUGGCAUAUAUUUUGUAUUUUUUAUACUUUGAGAGUAAGCUAUUUGCCUACUUUAUACACUUUUUUUGUGACAUCCAAUUGCGACCGUGUCUCAUCGCUGCAACUCCCCAACGUGCUUGGGAGAGGC
Oncorhynchus kisutch (coho salmon) is the source of this 3917-nucleotide messenger RNA. It is a transcript of the gene gpr142, whose product is annotated as G protein-coupled receptor 142. NCBI's taxonomy places the organism in Eukaryota, Metazoa, Chordata, Actinopteri, Salmoniformes, Salmonidae. Gene Ontology annotation, cellular component: plasma membrane. Gene Ontology annotation, molecular function: G protein-coupled receptor activity. Gene Ontology annotation, biological process: G protein-coupled receptor signaling pathway. The record is from RefSeq and is a predicted model, not a curated record.